Oppiella nova is the source of this 504-nucleotide messenger RNA. The record is from the annotation of a GenBank genome assembly. NCBI's taxonomy places the organism in Eukaryota, Metazoa, Arthropoda, Arachnida, Sarcoptiformes, Oppiidae.
AUGUCCGGCCGUCCACUCCCGGGGCAGAGGCGGCAACAGUUCCGUGACUUCUUCGUGACUCUGGACCAGCAUUUCGGCGACGGCUGCGGUUAUACCGAAGUUGCCGUCGAUUUGCAUCGGAGGGUGUAUUACGUGCGGGUGUUCUUGGCAUCCCUGAGCCGGGCGUUUAAGGCUGAACGCCACUCCAAUCGACCACUCCCUCACAUACCUGAACGGGGGCAGCGAAUUUCGACACCUACCGGCGCAUGCAAUGGCACUUAUACAAUGGAUGAGAUUGAAAAUGAAUUGAAAGUCGUGAAAAUAGAUGUGAAUAAUGAACUGGCUAAAUUGGACAGGGAGGGUCGGACUGCCGAGGGCUUGGAGUUAAUAGCAUAUAUGGAAAGUAUUAACGGACUGAUUGAGGCAAUUGAAAUGAGCAAGCCCCCACCCCCACCCGAUACACAAAACAUGACGUGUCGAGUUAAACAUGGUGUUGCCGUUGAGAUUGCACGUUUAGAGGGAUAA